AUGAGCAGCGGCGGCUCCCUUCACAUCGUCGUGCUCCCAUGGUUAGGCUUCAGCCACCUCAAUCCGCUCCUCGAGUUGUCCAAGCGCAUCGCCCGGCUCGGCCACCGCGUCUCCUUCCUCUCCACUGCAACCCUCAUCCAGAGCAUGGCCUCAUCCCCCUCAGACAUCCCCCCACUCUUCCUCUUUGUCCCCGUCGACUCCCCGGACUUCGAUCCUGCCGACCGGAACUUGAAGGCCUUCCAGGAGUUCCUCUCUCGCUUCCUCGACACCGCCUCCCCUCCCCCGGACUGGAUCCUCUUCGACGCCUUCACUUACUGGGCCCCCCGCGUCGCCGCCAGGCACGGCGUGCCGUCCGCCUACGUCAACCUCGUCGGCGCCGCCGCCAGCGCCUUCAUCUGUCCGUUCUUCGCAGCGGCUGCCAACGGGAUGGCCUCCCGGGUGACGCUCGACGAGCUCACCGCACCGCCCGACUGGGUGCCGUUCCCAACGUCGAUGACCUACCGCCGCUUUGAGGCCCGGCAGGUCCUGCGCGACGUGUUCGAGCCGCAGGCCACGGGCGCCGCUGAGGACAAUCAGGCCGGCGCGUCGGUCCGGGACUGCGAUGUCGUUGCAAUGCGGAGCUGCCCCGAGCUCGAGGGCGAAUGGCUCGAGCUCCUCCAGCGGCUCUAUGGGAAGCCGGCGCUCCCCGUCGGCCACUUUCCUCGCAGCCCCACCGCAGAAGACAACAGCAAUGCAGCGGGCAGCGACAGCAUCUUUGAGUGGCUAGACAACAAGGAAGCUGGUUCGCUGGUCUUUGUAGCCUUUGGAAGCCACGUUCGGUUUAUGAGCACAGAACAAGCGCACGAGAUCGCCCAUGGAUUGGAGCUUUCCAAGCUGCCCUUCCUCUGGGCCUUAGACCCCAGCGGCCCGGAGGGGCAGCUGCCCAAGGGUUUCGAGGACCGGACGCGAGACCGAGGACUGGUGUUCAAGGGCUGGGCCCCUCAGGUGAGGAUCUUGGGGCACCCCUCGGUGGGGGGGUUCAUGACUCACUGUGGCUGGAGCUCGCUCGUGGAGGCUCUCCAGUAUGGGCUCGUUCUCGUUUUGCUGCCCUUGUUCGACGACCAGGGGCUCAAUGCCCGGCUGAUGGUGGACAAGAAGCUGGGGAUGGAGGUUCCGAGGAACGACGAGGACGGGUCUUUCGCUCGGGAAGACGUGGCUGGGACGUUGAGGUUGGUAAUGGUGGACAAAGAGGGGGAGGAGUGCAGGGUCAGAGCAAAAGAGAUGGGUGGUGUUCUUGGGAACGAGGAGGUGGAGGACCGGCACCUGAAGAAUUUUGUCGAGUACCUUAAGGACAAUGGGCGCCGAGCGAGUAAGGCCCCUUUGGCUGAGGCUUAA
Molecule: messenger RNA, 1374 nt
Organism: Phoenix dactylifera (date palm)
Lineage: Eukaryota; Viridiplantae; Streptophyta; Magnoliopsida; Arecales; Arecaceae
Source: RefSeq, a predicted model, not a curated record